GUAACUAUGAUGGCAACAUUACUCUCCAAAAUGUCAAAUGAAAAAUCGCAUUCUAUUCUAUCUGUCACUCUGUAAAACAGAUGUUGAAUGUUGAUGUUUACUAUGCAAAAAUGGGUGGAGGGGGAUUGUGAAAAUAAAAUACUAUUUUUCUCCUUCACAUAACUAAAUAAUAAUGCGGUGGAGUGAAGCAGUGACGUUAGAAUUUGUUAAAAUAUAUUUGAAGCACGAAUGUCUUUGGAAUCCUUCACAUCCGGGCUACAAAUUAAGAUAUCAAAGAGAACAGGCCUAUUCAGAUAUAAGUGAGGAAUUCAAAGGUUCUACCAUGAAGUCCAUGAGUGUGCCCGAAGUAAAAAUGAAAAUUAAGAACCUAAGGACCACUUACGUACAACAAGUGCACAAAAUAUUGCAAAAAUCCAGUCCCGACUCUAUAUAUGAGCCGUCACUAGUCUGGUUUCAUGAAAUGGAUCGAUGUCUGAAACAUAUACCUAGUAAUCGACAUUCUAAUUCUUAUAACAAUUCUCAAGAACCUGCAGAUGUGGAUUCAGCUUGCCAAAUCUGGGUCGACCAAGAGUUGCAGAAUACAAAUAUGGACCAAGUUAACCCCGAUCCCCUGAUCCCACAGACAGAUGAUGAAUAUGACUCUGCAAAGUUAGAUGAACAACCAUCUAAAGUAAAAAUUGAGAGACGAUCAUCCCCUAUAUACUAUAAAAAGAUUAAAAAGAAAAAGCUAAAACACAGGGCUACAGCAAGAAAUUAUUCAGCGGAUGCCCUUCAGCAAUGUUCAAAAGAAGAUGAAUUUGAUAUCUAUGGUAAAUAUAUUGCUACCCAACUGAGGAAAAUGGAUCUCCACAAAGCUUUGAGAAUACAACUAGAGAUACAAAACCUUGUGAGUGAAGCGAGAAUUUCAGACAUUGUUUCCAGUGAUUUGAAUAGUUCUAUUAAAAUGCGGUGGAGUGAAAACGAAACAUAUCAAUUCGUUAAAAUAUAUCUAAGUCAUGAACUGUUAUGGAAUCCUGAGCACGCCGCCUACAGAAUCAAAGGUAAAAGGUUGAAGGCCUACAGAGAAGUAAUCGCUGAAUUAAACGAAAUAACGGGCAUACUAUUAAAUGUAACAGAAUUAAAAAUUAAGAUUAAGAAUCUCAGAUCAACGUACAUGCAGGAAAUUGCUAAAAUUAAACAUCGAUCCAGCCCAGAUUGGUCAUACAAACCGAACAUGAAGUGGUUUUCUGAAUGGCACAAACAUUUUGGUGGGUUAAAGAAAGCUCCUGAUGAUUCCUCCACGUUUGACAGUCAACAAGAUUCUCUAGAUGAUGCAAACCAAAAGAUAUGGCUGUCAACCACAGACAACAUGGAAGAAGAAACUCUGGAGCCAUUCCCUACAGAUAAUGAAUACACAUUAAUUUUAAAAACGGAACCCCGAGAAGUACCACAAAUCAAUGAAAGUAGAUACCAGAACAAAAAGAAAAAAAUGAACCACAGAAGACCUAGUACAGACUGUUCUGGAACAUUUGUGGAAAACAUAGACUCAAAUAUAGAGCCUUCUGCAAAAGAGGAUGAAUUUGAUAUCUAUGGAAAGUAUAUUGCAUCGCAGUUGAGGAAGAUGGAGUUACAGAAAGCGUUGAGUGUGCAACUUGAGAUCCAGAGUCUGGUUAGUGAAGCCAGGCUCUCAGGGUUGAAUGGAAAACAUUGAAAUUAAAUACUUGGCAUAAUUUUAAUAAGUACAAAACUUAUAGUUUAGAUCAGACUUAUGCUAUAUAUUUACUGUACCCUGUGGACAUAUGCAAUGCAGAUUGCCUUGAACCUAGUCAGCUCUGGAAGCAAUAAUAACUUUUUCAGUAAUACAUUUCAUAACUGUAAAACGGUUAAUUAUGUCAGCCUGGUAGCUAGACAAGAAUAUAACCAUGGUGUGAAUUCUAAUGAUUUAAUUAGAUUUUUUAAUAAGUAAUUUAGUUUUAAAACUAUUUAACUGCAUCAGCAGUUGUCAGAUCUGAUAUUAAUAACAACAUUUUCAGUUUAUUUUAUUGGAAUAUUGGAUUUUUUUAUCCAAGAA
This is a messenger RNA of Spodoptera litura, 2050 nucleotides long. RefSeq lists its product as uncharacterized. NCBI's taxonomy places the organism in Eukaryota, Metazoa, Arthropoda, Insecta, Lepidoptera, Noctuidae. The record is from RefSeq and is a predicted model, not a curated record.